AUGACCCCUUUAAAGGCAAGCGGUCGUAGACUCCAACGUCUACUUCUCCUAGUUGUUUUCUUCCUCGUCUUUGGUUACCUCUCGUAUCCCUCAUUAUCUCGGUCUCAGGGGUGGCAGGAAGCAGAAACAUACGAAGAAUAUGUACAAACAAGUUUCGACUGGGCAAGUCGGCCCAUGAAGAACCCGAUACCCGAAUCCUCACUUAUACAGCUUCCCGAAGGCCCUCCCCGUGAGCUUCCGCGUAUACAACAUGCUUUCACCAAGGACGAACUUGACAAGGCGCAUAACGAGACACAAUUUCAGCGAAGGGAUGCCGUCAGGAAGGCCGCUCAGAAAUCAUGGAAGUCUUACCGAGCCUAUGCCUGGCGACGUGACGAGCUCGCUCCGCAGUCAUUGAUCGGGAAGGAUAGCUUUGCCGGAUGGGGUGCUACCUUGGUGGACUCACUCGACACUCUCUGGAUCAUGGGUUUGAGGGAGGAAUUUGAUGAAGCGGUGCGCGCGGUGGGAGCUAUCGACUGGAAUAAGGCAUCGUCUUCGGACUGCAGCUUGUUCGAGACGAACAUCAGAUAUCUCGGCGGCCUGCUCUCAGCCUACGACUUGAGUGGCCAGGAGAUCCUCCUGAAGAAAGCGGUAGAGCUAGGCGACAUGCUCUUCGCAGGCUUCGACACUCCCAACCACCUACCUGCUAACUCCUAUAACUUCAAGAAGGCCAAGAGUGGCGAGCUGAAAGCCUCCUCGCGCCAAUCCCUCGCGGUCCUCGGCUCCAUGUCCUUGGAAUUCACCCGUCUCUCCCAGUUAACCGGCGACCCCAAGUACUACACCGUCGUUGAGCAACUGAAAAGAGGGCUUGAAAAGACCCAAGACCAAACAAACCUCCCCGGUCUGUGGCCGAAGUACAUCGACCUCAUAGAAGGAACCCGCCCCAGCUCCGACACCCUCUUCACCCUCGGCGCCCAAGCCGAUUCCGCCUACGAAUACCUCUCCAAGACCUACCUCCUCCUCGGCGGCCUCGACCCUUCUUACGAAACGAUGCACAUCAAAGCCAUGGACGCCGCCGCCAAGCACCUCCUAUUCCGCCCCAUGCUCCCGUCCGGCGACGACGACACCUAUGCCGGGUCUCCUCCUCCAGACAUCCUGUUCUCCGGUAACGCCGUAUCCACUCAGCGCGAUAAAUCCGAACUCCAGCCGCGCGUCCAACACCUCGGUUGUUUCGCCGGCGGAAUGUUUGCAUUGGGCGGGAAGCUCUUCGACAGGCCGGACCACGUGCAAAUCGGCGAGCAACUAGCCCGGGGCUGCGCGUGGGCGUACGAAGCCUUUUCCACUGGCAUCAUGCCCGAAGUUUCCGAGCUUGUUCCGUGUGAGAAGAAGGCAGACAAGGACAGUGAUAGUAGACUCGCCCAAUGCCCCUGGAACGAAACAAAAUACCGACUCAAGAAAAAGAAAGCCGCCGCCUUAUCCAGAACCUCCUCUUACACAGACAACACCAACCCCAACCCCAACUCCCGGGCUUCCCAACCCAAUGAUCACAAAACCCCCCUCCUCCCCAAACCCUUCACCAAAAUCUCCAACCCGCGCUACCUCCUCCGCCCCGAAGCAAUCGAAUCCCUCUUCAUCCUCUACCGAAUAACCGGCAAAAAGGACCUGUUAGACAUCGCCUGGCGCAUGUUUUCAGCUAUCACCAAAGCGACCGAGACCAAGUCUGCGUUUUCCGCCAUCGAGGACGUGCACACGGCAAAUUCGGGACAGCCGACCAUCAAGAUGGACUCGAUGGAGAGCUUUUGGAUGGCGGAGACGUUGAACAUAUUCGGACAGGGAACAGAAAAAGAAAAAGAGGACUUAAGAUCCUACAAGUAA
Neurospora tetraspora is the source of this 1854-nucleotide messenger RNA. Its product is annotated as seven-hairpin glycosidase. Gene Ontology annotation, biological process: mannose trimming involved in glycoprotein ERAD pathway; carbohydrate metabolic process. Gene Ontology annotation, cellular component: membrane; endoplasmic reticulum. Gene Ontology annotation, molecular function: calcium ion binding; mannosyl-oligosaccharide 1,2-alpha-mannosidase activity. Lineage: Eukaryota; Fungi; Ascomycota; Sordariomycetes; Sordariales; Sordariaceae. The coding region runs from base 1 to 1854 and encodes 617 amino acids. The record is from RefSeq and is a predicted model, not a curated record. The transcript has 2 exons.